GUCAACGCUUCGAACGGCGUCCCCGUCUACGACCAGAUCGCCCGGCAGGUGGCGUUCGCGGUCGCCGACGGCGUGCUGACGACCGGGGACCUCGUGCCGAGCGUCCGCGAGCUCGCCAAAGAAAUCGCCGUCAACCCGAACACCGUCGCCCGCGCGUACCGCGAGCUGCAAACGCAGGGCGUCGUCGAACCGGCGCCGGGCAUCGGCUUGGUCGUCUGCGCCGGCGCGCGACGCGCUUGCCAAUCGCAGCGACGGUCGUUGCUGCGUGAACGCGUCCGCAGCAUGCUGCGUGAAACGCUCGACGCGGGCCUGCCGCCCCACGAGGCCCGUGACCUUGUCCUCGGUGAACUCGACAAGAUCAUCAAAGGGGUCACCAAACGCUUCGGCCGCCACACGGCCGUCGAUGACGUGUCGCUCAACGUGCCGCGGAGCAGCGUCUUUGCACUCCUCGGUGAGAACGGCGCCGGCAAGACGACGCUCGUGCGGAUGCUGUUGGGGCUCGAAACGCCCGACGCCGGCCGGCUGACGGUGCUCGGCUUGUCGAGCCGAAAGGAGGGCGACGCCAUCCGCCAGCGCAUCGGCUACGUCCCCGAACGGCCCACGCUGUACGAGUGGAUGACGGCCGCCGAGAUCGGCUGGUUCACCGCGGGCUUCUACGCCGACGGCUUCGAGCAGCAUUACCGCAACCUGCUCGACUUCUACCGCGUGCCGCUGAAACGGAAGAUCAAGCACAUGUCCAAAGGCAUGCGCGCGAAGGUCGCGCUGGCCCUGGCGAUGGGGCAUCAGCCCGAGCUGCUGGUGCUCGACGAACCGACGUCGGGACUCGACACCUUAGUGCGGCGCGAGUUCCUCGAAAGCAUGGUCGAUAUCGCCGCCGAGGGCCGCACC
Symbiodinium sp. CCMP2456 is the source of this 888-nucleotide messenger RNA. NCBI's taxonomy places the organism in Eukaryota, Dinophyceae, Suessiales, Symbiodiniaceae. The record is from the annotation of a GenBank genome assembly.